Chrysochloris asiatica (Cape golden mole) is the source of this 1458-nucleotide messenger RNA. RefSeq names its product FAD-dependent oxidoreductase domain containing 1 (gene FOXRED1). Gene Ontology annotation, cellular component: cytoplasm. Gene Ontology annotation, molecular function: oxidoreductase activity. The transcript has 11 exons. The record is from RefSeq and is a predicted model, not a curated record. NCBI's taxonomy places the organism in Eukaryota, Metazoa, Chordata, Mammalia, Afrosoricida, Chrysochloridae. The coding region runs from base 1 to 1458 and encodes 485 amino acids.
AUGCUUCGGCGGGCCCUGCAGCUCCGCUUGUGCCGGUGCCUCUUGGCCAGGAGGCUCGGCUCACGCAGAGGAGCCUCCACUCUGGCUUGGGAUGGGAAGUUGUCUGAGAUUAAGAAGAAGAUCCAGUCAGUCCUGCCUGGGACCUGGGAGCCACUGUAUGAAACCAGCCACCUGCCCCCUGAACAAGUGGACGUGGUGAUCGUGGGAGGUGGGGUGCUUGGCCUGUCUGUGGCCUAUUGGCUGAAGAAGUUGGAGAAGCAACGAGGUGCCAUUCGGGUGCUAGUGGUGGAGCGGGACCACACGUAUUCACAGGCCUCCACGGGGCUUUCUGUGGGAGGGAUCCGUCAACAGUUCUCAUUGCCUGAGAACAUCCAGCUCUCCCUCUUCUCAGCCAACUUUCUACGGAACAUCAAUGAGUACCUGGCUGUGGUCGAUGACCCUCCCCUGGACCUCCAGUUCAACCCCUCAGGCUAUCUCUUGCUGGCUUCAGAAAAGGGCGCUGCAAUCAUGGAGAGCAACGUGAAGGUGCAGAGACAGGAGGGAGCUAAAGUGUGUCUGAUGUCCCCUGAGCAGCUCAGGAACAAAUUUCCCUGGAUAAACACUGAGGGAGUAGCACUGGCUUCUUAUGGGAUGGAGAAUGAAGGUUGGUUUGACCCCUGGUGUCUCCUGCAGGGGCUUCGCCGAAAGGUCCAGUCCAUGGGAGUCCUUCUAUGCCAGGGAGAGGUCACACGUUUCAUCGCUUCAUCUAGCUGCAUGGAAAACACAGACGGGGAAAAGGUCACUUUGAAAAGGAUUCAUGAAACCCAUGUAAAGAUGGCACACAGCCUGGAGUACCAGCCUGUGGAGUGUGCCAUAGUGAUCAACGCAGCAGGAGCCUGGUCUGGGCAGAUCGCAGAGCUAGCUGGCAUUGGGAAGGGCCCCCCUGGCACCCUGCAGGGCACCAAGCUCCCUGUGGAGCCGAGGAAAAGGUAUGUGUACUUAUGGCACUGCCCCCAGGGACCAGGCCUGGAGACGCCACUCGUUGCAGACACUAAUGGAACCUAUUUCCGCCGUGAAGGACUAGGCAACAACUAUGUCGGUGGCCGUAGCCCCUCGGAGGAGGAGGAACCAGACCCAGGGAACCUGGAAGUGGACUAUGAUUUCUUCCAAGAAAAGGUGUGGCCCCAUUUGGCCCAGAGGGUACCAGCUUUUGAGACUCUGAAGGUUCGGAGCGCUUGGGCUGGCUAUUACGACUACAACACCUUUGACCAGAAUGGUGUGGUGGGCCCCCACCCACUCGUAGCCAAUAUGUACUUUGCUACAGGCUUCAGUGGUCAUGGCCUGCAGCAAGCCCCUGCUGUGGGGCGGGCUGUGGCAGAGAUGGUGCUGAAGGGCAAUUUCCAGACCAUCAACCUGACCCCCUUCCUCUUCAGCCGCUUUUAUUUGGGAGCAAAGGUCCAGGAGUCUAAUAUCAUCUGA